AUGCCUCCAAUCACAUUGGAGAGUUCGGACCACAUGUUCCAACAUUGCUCGUCGAUGAAACAUGACUUUUUAAUGCCUAACGGUAUUGUCCUAACCUUGAAGCCCGACCCGGAUAUUAGUUUGGCGGAUCUGAAGGCUCACCUCUGGGAUUUGGCUUCUGCCGAACCCCUUUACGAAUGUCUGGGUCCUCCAAAUGACUACCUCUUCCAGGGUAUUUCAUCACCCAAGGCUGAGGAGGAGGAAUUUUACGAUGAGCAAUGCAAAUUUGCUGGUCUUCAGCUUCUCCUUCCUUUCAUGCGUCUGGAAAAAGUUGCUGACGACACUCAGAUAAUUGAGCAGAAGCGCAAUGCCAUGAUUGCCAAAAUAUCCACCAUAUCUCAGGCUCACCUCAAGGCGGCAGAAGGGGGCAACCCGGAGCUAGCUUGGGCUCGCCAGUGCCUCCUCGGGAUGUCUGAAGCCAAUAUGAGGCGUCUGGAGGCAGGAGGGCCCGUUUCCAUGGCGCAUUACCUCACAGCUGCUUCACUUCAACCGAAGCUGAAUACAGCACUGCAGCGACGUCUGCAACGCCUACCUUACCUUACCAUUUCGGCAGUUUGUGUAGACUGCUACAGUCCGCCAACCCAACACCUCCUCAAACUGAAUCUUCCCAAGUCGAUCACUGUGGCGGCGGCGAUUAAGGAGAUCAUUGAUGAGCAGAGGCGACUUGUGCAGGGUGAUGUUAGCUGCCAUGAUGUGGAUCCAGCCCCUCAGUACCUUCUCAAAGUGUGUUGUUCUCAAGAGUAUUUAUUUGAACAAGAGAGUGCACUGGUGCACUACGCUUACGUACAGGAGUGUCUUCAACGCGAUGACAUUCCACGCCUCACUCCAGUCCUUCUCAAAGAUGUCCUAGAAUGCCUCGGCUUGCCAGUGCCGGAGGUGGUAAACUGUGAGGAUUGCACACCAGCAUACCCCUCCCCUGCAGUCGUCUCUAACGCCGCUCCCCUCCCUUCUGUUAUCGAUCUCUACGGGGUGAAGGAAGAGGAUGAGGAUGAAGGCGAUGAGGCGAUGGAGGCAAGCGUAGAUUUGUGGGACUUACGGGACUACUUCUCUCUUACUGUCCGCGCUGCUCAAAAACUCACUACAGUGACGAAAAAUCCCUCAACGGAGAAAUUGGAUACCGGUUUAUUCUUCACAGGCUCCUCUAGUUUCAGUGAUCUCACCACGGAUGUGACAGCAUCGCUGGGUGGCAGUGAGAGUAGCGGCAGUGGCAGGGGAGGAGGAGUGUCAGCCUCCACCACCCCACUAUCGGCUUCGUCGGCCUCAAGUCUUGAUGCCUCAUCGGGUAGUGUGGUGAACAACUACAUUGUUCGAGUGGGAUUGGCUCAUGGUGGACAACUGCUUGCGAAGUACCAGGUUGUCUUCUACUCUAACACACGAGGUGCAAUAAUCGUAAUGGGUGGCAAUUCGGUCCUUCAAUGGAACCAAUCACUUAACUUUCGCCUAAUCUACUCCAACCUGCCACUCGCCACCAGGGUCUGCGUUGUCUUACUCCAAGUGAAACGACGUCCUGGCCGAAUCAUGGAGUUCCCGGUAGGCUGGGCGAAUAUGAACCUCUUUGAUGAGAGGGGCUACCUUGUUACGGGUCGCCGCUCUCUUCCCCUGUGGCGCAGCAGCUUCACCUCACCAGAAACUGAAACCACCCACCAACUCAAUCUCGCCGGCACUGUGGCCGAGAAUCCCGAUCCCGAGUUCACUCUUGUGCUGAAUUUCUGUCAUCCUAGCAACCAAAAGGCCCGUAUCCGCUUUCCUAUCUCCCGUUUCAUCACCACCGUGCGCGGCGCCUCCCCUAACACACCCACUGCUACCAUCGUCCCUUCACUCCAUUCCAGCGACUCCGACAUCCGUGUGAUCCGUGAUCUCAUACACCGGGACCCCUUCUACGAGUUAUCAGAGCAGGACAAGGCUCUUCUCUGGCGCAUCCGCGACUCAUGCUGCCGUAGACUUUACCCUGCUGAAUCGUUGCCUUGGCUUGUGCAGGCUGUGGCCUGGGAAAGACGCGAGUUGGUGGAGGAGUUCUACCGCCUCCUUGCUGUUUGGCCACGACCCCUACCCGUGGAAACCUCUCUCCAACUCCUGGGUGUGGCGGGCCUUGCUGGUACCGCUGCCGCCGAAGGGACGUUUGGAGAGGGUGGUGGGGGCAGUUAUGUGAUGGCCGGGGGGCGCACGACCGGUGUAGCGGACCCUCUGGUUCGCGAUAUUGCGGUGCAAGGGCUGCAGGCGAGACUUUCAAAUGCGGAUCUAGCUGACUAUUUGCUUCAACUGGUACAGGUGGUACGAACCGAAGCCUUCUUGGUGAACCCACUGACCUGUUUCCUUCUUCAACGAGCCCUCGACUGUCCCACACUGAUCGGGGUUCGGUUGUGCUGGCAUCUGCGCUCCCAACUAGACAAUCCGGAUGCCCGCCUUCGUUUCGGUCUGAUUCUGGACGCCCUCUGUCGCGGUUUUGGACCUCGGCUCCUACUCUUCGUCCAUGAACAAGUCAAUGCACUUCAUCGACUUACGGAUCUUGCCAUCUCUGUCAAGCGUAUCGCAGAGGAUGAGGAGCAGCGAGCCCGGUUCAAGUUUGAGCUACAUCGCAGUGAAGUUCGACGCGAUCUUGAGGGCAUCCUCUCCCCCUUACGUUUCUCUAUCAAACUCGGUCCAGUGGUAGAACAGCAAUGUACCGUGAAACGCUCUAAAAAGCGUCCGCUUUGGAUAGUCUGGGCCAAUCCAGACAAUCUCGGAUUUCACCACCACAAAAUUCAUCAACUCCUCUUCAAGCACGGUGAUGAUCUGCGGCAGGAUAUGCUCACUCUCCAGAUCCUCAAAGUAAUGGAUCACAUCUGGAAGGACGAGGGACUCAAUCUCGAUCUCACCACCUACGACUGCCUUGCCACAGGCGAUGAGAUGGGCCUGAUCGAGGUGCGAGUGCGUUCCGCAAUGCAGAUUGACUCCUCCCAACUACAUAAGUGGUUUUUGCAGAAGAAGGCUCCUCCACUGGGCUCGGAGGAGGCCUAUGAGUCGGCCAUCCGGCGGUUCACGAACAGCUGCGCAGGCUACUGUGUGGCUACCUUUGUGUUAGGUAUUCGCGACCGGCACAAUGACAACAUUAUGGUGGAUGAUUCGGGUCGUCUAUUUCAUAUUGAUUUUGGCCACAUUCUAAAUAACAAGAAGAAGAAGUUUGGCAUCACAAGAGAACGUGUGCCGUUCGUGCUGACAAGUGACUUUGCUUGUGUGAUCGCUCGAGGGGAGGAGAAGCCCUACCGAAGCAAGGGGUUCAUGGAUUUUACACGGCUGUGCGAGGAUGCCUACCGCAUUCUGCGACGGCAUUCCAACCUUCUCCUCACCCUUCUCGCCAUGAUGGUACCCUCCGGUCUGCCCGAACUCACUUGCGCCAGCGAUCUGGAAUACGUGCGCAAGACCCUGGCUGUGGAGCUGCGUGACGAGGAGGAGGCGCUAAACUACUUCAACGCCAAGUUUAAUGAGGCCUACAAUGGUGCGUGGACUACGAAAAUCGAUUGGUUCGCCCACUGGGUCCGCCGAUGA
Messenger RNA from Echinococcus granulosus, 3564 nucleotides. RefSeq names its product Phosphatidylinositol-4,5-bisphosphate 3-kinase catalytic subunit alpha isoform. Gene Ontology annotation, molecular function: 1-phosphatidylinositol-4-phosphate 3-kinase activity; 1-phosphatidylinositol-3-kinase activity. Gene Ontology annotation, biological process: phosphatidylinositol 3-kinase/protein kinase B signal transduction; phosphatidylinositol-mediated signaling; cell migration. The transcript is spliced from 12 exons. Gene Ontology annotation, cellular component: plasma membrane; cytoplasm; phosphatidylinositol 3-kinase complex. The record is from RefSeq and is a predicted model, not a curated record. Bases 1 to 3564 code for a protein of 1187 amino acids. NCBI's taxonomy places the organism in Eukaryota, Metazoa, Platyhelminthes, Cestoda, Cyclophyllidea, Taeniidae.